Messenger RNA from Cricetulus griseus (Chinese hamster), 1143 nucleotides. The record is from RefSeq and is a predicted model, not a curated record. Lineage: Eukaryota; Metazoa; Chordata; Mammalia; Rodentia; Cricetidae.
AUGGAGAAAAUGUCCCGACAGCUCCCCCUGAACCCCACCUUUAUCCCGCCUCCCUACGGCGUGCUCAGGUCCCUGCUGGAGAACCCGCUGAAGCUCCCCCUUCAUCCUGAAGACGCAUUUAGCAAAGAUAAAGACAAAGGAAAGAAGCUGGAUGAUGAGAGCAACAGCCCGACCGUCCCCCAGUCGGCCUUCUUGGGACCCACCUUAUGGGACAAAACCCUUCCCUAUGACGGAGAUACUUUCCAGUUGGAAUACAUGGACCUGGAAGAAUUUCUGUCAGAAAAUGGCAUCCCCCCCAGCCCAUCGCAGCAUGACCACAGCCCUCACCCUCCUGGGUUGCAACCGGCUUCCUCCACUGCACCGUCGGUCAUGGACCUCAGCAGUCGGGCCUCUGCACCCCUCCACCCUGGCAUCCCAUCUCCGAACUGUAUGCAGAGCCCUAUCAGACCAGGCCAGCUGUUGCCAGCCAACCGAAAUACACCGAGUCCCAUUGACCCUGAUGCCAUCCAAGUCCCUGUGGGGUACGAACCAGACCCAGCAGACCUUGCCCUCUCCAGUAUCCCGGGGCAGGAAAUGUUUGACCCUCGCAAACGCAAGUUCUCUGAGGAAGAACUGAAGCCACAGCCCAUGAUUAAGAAAGCCCGCAAAGUCUUCAUUCCAGAUGAUUUGAAGGAUGACAAGUACUGGGCGAGGCGCAGAAAGAACAAUAUGGCGGCCAAGCGCUCCCGUGACGCCCGGCGGCUGAAGGAGAACCAGAUUGCAAUCCGGGCCUCGUUCCUGGAGAAGGAGAACUCGGCCCUCCGCCAGGAGGUGGCUGAUUUAAGGAAGGAGCUGGGCAAAUGCAAGAACAUACUUGCCAAGUACGAGGCCAGGCACGGGCCCCUGUAGGAUGGCAUUUUUGUGGGCUGGCUUUUGACUAGAUGGACAGCUUGUUUCCUGUCUGGUAGCACCACACCCAAACCAAUCUUUCCGACAGCAGCACUUUACCAGAGGCAUAAACGCAACUGACUCUCAUUUCGGUGUGCAUCCGUGUGUAUGUGUGUGCGUGUACACGUGCUUGGGGUCCUGCGUGCGGUCAGCGGUGUGCCUGUGUGCGUGCCUGUGUGUUCCUUCCCACAUGCCAUUGAAAAGGUAGUCCUCCUG